GCUAAUCUCUGUGUCCUCGUCCGCUUCUUCCCCCAUUUUCCUCUGCUUCUGCUUCAGCUUCAUCACAGCCAAAUGCCCAACAUUUCUCCUCAAUAAUUUCUUCCCCCAUUUGCCAGCUGCAGCUCCACGCGUUUUCAAAUCCCUUUUCCCUUUUGCCGCUCUAAUACUACCUCCUUUUCUACUUCCACUGCGCUUUUCCGCUUUUUCCAUUUGUUUGUUCCCCUUUUGCUCUGGGAGUACAAGAUUCAUUCAGUGGGACUAGCGGAGGCAGUGGCACAGCCAUGGCCAAGCUUUUGCUUCAUGGGUUUCUCUUAUUAGUACUCCCUUUUACCAACUGGGUUCUUGCCUUUCACCCAUAUAAUCUCUCAGAUUCAUCCAUUUUCGACUCUUAUGAAUCUUCCUUUGCUGCCACCACUAAUCCUCUUAUGGUGGGACUCACUCUCAUUCAUGGUGCAGAUGCAACCCAAGCAGUCUGUUUGGAUGGAACUUUGCCUGGAUAUCACUUGCAUCGGGGAUAUGGGUCAGGAGCAAAUAGCUGGCUUGUUCAAUUGGAGGGGGGUGGAUGGUGUAAUAAUAUCAGGAAUUGUGUCUACCGGAAAACAACCAGGCGUGGAUCAUCCAGAUUCAUGGAGAAGCAGAUACCAUUUACAGGAAUUUUGAGCAACAAAGCUGAAGAAAAUCCUGAUUUUUUUAAUUGGAAUCGAGUAAAGGUUCGUUACUGUGAUGGUGCCUCUUUUACUGGGGAUUCUGAAAACAAGGCUGCACAGUUGCAAUUUAGAGGACAGCGGAUUUGGUUGGCUGCAAUGAACGCAUUGAAGGCCGAGGGAAUGCGGUUUGCAAAACAGGCCUUGCUUUCGGGCUGCUCUGCUGGAGGUUUGGCAUCUAUUGUACACUGUGAUGAGUUUCGAGACUUACUUCCAAGAACUACCAAAGUGAAAUGUCUGAGUGAUGCUGGAUUAUUCCUUGAUGUGGCUGAUAUAUCUGGAGGGCACUUUAUUAGGAGCUUAUUUGGUGGCGUGGUGGGUUUGCAGGGAGCGAAAAGGAAUCUGCCUUCUGGUUGUACCAACCACCUUGAUCCAACUUCGUGUUUCUUCCCACAAAAUCUAAUUGCUGGAGUCAGAACCCCUCUGUUUCUCGUCAAUGCAGCCUACGAUUCCUGGCAGAUACAAUCUAGUAUAGCCCCACCAUCUCUGGAUCCUGCUGGAUAUUGGCAUGAUUGUAGACUAAAUCAUGCAAAAUGCAACCAACCUCAGAUUCAAUUUCUUCAAGGGUUCAGGAACCAAAUGUUAAAUGCUGUUGGUGAUUUCUCAAAAUCUUAUAAAAAUGGGUUAUUUAUCAACUCAUGUUUUGCUCACUGCCAAACGGAGCGACAGGACACGUGGUUCGGGGAUAAUUCUCCAGUCAUUGGAAACAAGCCAAUUGCACUGGCCGUUGGAGAUUGGUACUUCGACCGAGCAGCGGUGAAAGCCAUCGACUGCCCCUAUCCUUGUGACAGGACUUGCCACCAUCUGGUUUUCCGAAGCGGCUAGCCUCGAAGGUUGGCUUCUUCAUACCUGCAAAUCACAUAUUUUUUUUUCACCAAGAAAUCGUCAUCGUCAAAGACAGUCAUUAAACAAGAAAGGAGGAGCUGCUGAGAAGCACAAAAGUGAUCUGCAGGCCUUCUGCAAACUUGUUUCAACCUAGAACAAAGGUUGGUAUCUUCCUCUAGUCAUUUAAAAUAUUUGAAAUCAAUUAGCUUCACCUCCAUUGGGGGAAGCAUUAAAUAGCUUGUCAUGUCCAACAGCAAAAAGCAAAAAGAAGAAUCACAUCUUUUAGCAUUCAAUUCAUAGUUUGACAGAAUUGCAAUUAUUAUUAUAGUAAUUAUGUGAACCUAAAUGUUCCCUUAUUUUUACCUCAAAGUUCCAUUAUAUGUGGUCAAUUUGGAUUUUAAA
Momordica charantia (bitter melon) is the source of this 1931-nucleotide messenger RNA. RefSeq names its product Pectinacetylesterase family protein. Gene Ontology annotation, biological process: cell wall organization. NCBI's taxonomy places the organism in Eukaryota, Viridiplantae, Streptophyta, Magnoliopsida, Cucurbitales, Cucurbitaceae. Gene Ontology annotation, cellular component: plant-type cell wall. Gene Ontology annotation, molecular function: pectin acetylesterase activity. The record is from RefSeq and is a predicted model, not a curated record.